This is a messenger RNA of Toxorhynchites rutilus septentrionalis, 3668 nucleotides long. It is a transcript of the gene ZnT63C, whose product is annotated as proton-coupled zinc antiporter SLC30A1. Gene Ontology annotation, biological process: zinc ion transmembrane transport; intracellular zinc ion homeostasis; detoxification of zinc ion. Bases 1178 to 2506 code for a protein of 442 amino acids. Gene Ontology annotation, cellular component: membrane. Lineage: Eukaryota; Metazoa; Arthropoda; Insecta; Diptera; Culicidae. The record is from RefSeq and is a predicted model, not a curated record. Gene Ontology annotation, molecular function: zinc ion transmembrane transporter activity. The transcript has 11 exons.
AGUGCUCUUGUUAACGUUGAUGUCUCGUGUCGUGUGUUGGGUUUUUAUCAUUUUGGAUCCAAUAUGCACUCUGGUGCCAGGUGUGUGGAUGCCUGCCGGAUCUGUUUUCUCUGAACGGAAAACUCGCUAGGAAAAAGUUGCAGAUUUGCACAACAGAUCGAGGUAAGAAAGUGCGUGUGCCUCUGAAUGUGUUACUUUCCAAGGACACGACAAAAUCAGCAGGAUGUGAGCAUCCGACAAUGUAAGAUUGGAGAAAAUACCGUGAAUUGAUUGAAAAGAUGAUUUUGGCGAAGUGAUGGGAGAAGGAAGCCCCAUUUAGAAGGUACAUCGAACAAUUGACUAAUGAUUUCCGCUUGAAUGUCACCCAAAGGGAGAAUCAAUUAGAUUUUGUUGUCAUGGUUCAAAGAAAGCGACCUUAAUAUUAUUUGCUUUUUUUUUUGCUGAGUUUGUUGCGUGAACCGUGUGAUCUGGGUCGCCGUGUCACACGAGCCCACCUUCUCGUUGGCAGUUGAGCCAGCGAAAACGAUUCGGCUGUGGGAAUAUAGAUAAAAAAAAUCGAGAAGUUGUGGAAACAAAGUGAUUUUCGAAUGCUGGUGUUGGUCUGGUCUCGUGAAUUUUGCACGCGGUACUUUGUAUUUCCCUGUUAACACAUUGUGGUAGUUUUCAGUUGAAAUUUUGUUAGUGCAGUAUCUAUUCUUCAAUAGCAAAGUUCGUGGAGCGCAUCGAUAAUCAAGCACAUGAGUGAGUGAUGAUAAGUUCGUCGUAAAUUACUUUGUGUGAUUCUUUGCACCAAUGUUUGAUAUCGUGGAGAUUAUGAUAUUAGAAAGUGUUACAACAGCACAUGCCAGUAUGUGUUCGAGUGCUGCUUCUGCUGCUGCUGCUGCUUCGACUGCCUGUGGAGAGUGAUUCUUCGAGAAUAUUGGAGUUGCUUCACAACUGGAGAACUGAGCGUGAAGUGUGCAACAAUUGCGUAUUAUUUAGACCAUCGACUAACCCCUCGCGCUGUCUGGACACGCUGUUUCAGAAAAUCAUCUGAUCUGCGACUAGCUGUGACAAUUCUUAGCAGGCGUUACUUAAAAUCUGACUGCCUUUGUUGAGGCAGUGGGAUCGUGUUAGAGCAUAUUAGUUUGUUUAUUUUCUGUAGUUCAUAGUAUAAAUUGGUGUACAAAAGCGCAAAAUGGCAAAAUUCAGUGGGAAGAAAUGUCGCCUGCUGACGGUGAUGACGCUGACGGUGUUCUUCUUCUUCGUUGAGAUCGUCGUAGGAUAUCUGACUAACUCGAUGGCCUUGGUGGCCGACAGUUUUCACAUGCUGGGCGAUAUUGCCGCCCUCGUGAUCUCCUUCCUUUCAAUUAAGAUGUCACCAAAGAAAUGGUCCAAAAACACAUUCGGUUGGGCCAGAGCGGAGGUACUCGGCGCGCUGGUCAAUGCAGUAUUUCUAGUAGCGUUAUGUUUCAGCAUAACGAUAGAAGCUUGCAAAAGAUUUAUCGAGGUGGAACAUAUACACGAACCUGAAUUGCUCAUAUGGGUUGGUGUUAUUGGGCUUCUAGUCAAUCUUUUAGGGCUGUGUUUGUUGCACAAACACGGAGGAGGGCAUAUGCACUCUCACGGAGGAAUGCAGUUGUCCCAUGGUUCCCACGGCAAUCUGACGCAUGUGGCUAAUUCAGAGGAUAGUGAAAAUAAAUCAUUCAUGUAUCAGAACGGUAAUCCUCCAGUGAAGAAAACUUCCCACCAUGGGCAUUCUCACGAUUCGUCCCAGAUGAACAUGCGUGGAGCAUUUCUGCAUGUGCUCAGUGAUGCCCUGGGUAGUGUUAUUGUGAUAAUCAGUGCUCUUAUCGUGCGUUACACGGAGUGGGAGUAUAAACUAUACAUGGAUCCGGCUCUGUCGAUUCUGCUGGUAAUACUAAUCCUGCACUCGGUGUGGCCCUUGCUGCGUGAAUCGGCACUGAUUCUGCUGCAAACAGUUCCUACCCACAUCCAGGUGGAUGCUAUCCAAAGGCGCCUAUUGGAAAAGGUGGACGGUGUAUUGGCGGUGCACGAAUUUCACGUUUGGCAGCUGGCCGGCGAUCGGAUCAUCGCUUCGGCUCAUAUUCGCUGCCGGAACCUGUCCGAGUACAUGAAGAUAGCGGAAAAGGUGAAGGAGUUUUUUCACCACGAGGGAAUCCAUUCGACCACAAUCCAGCCGGAGUUUGUUGAAAUCGAGGCGCUCAACAGUUAUUCAGGUUCUGACGGCAUCUCAAAUAGCUUGAAUGGUAGUGCAACACAGGAUUGCUGUGCCCUAGACUGCCCCAUUACUGACGAAAGUAGUUGUAUUAAAGCUACAUGCUGCCAAAAUAAUAAUACCAUUAAGAACCAACCAUCUUCACCAACACCCUCGCCAUUUUUGUGUCGCCAAAGAAACUCCAGAAGUGGAAAUGAUGUUGAAACAGGAUCACUUCUGGACAAAGCCAAUCAAACUUCGACCUCGGCCGACGCGGACAACGGUGGACUGCCAAAGAUGGCCGUCUGACAGCUUAUGGCUGGUAGUAUUAGUACCGGGGGCACCACACCCAAACCACCCUCCCUGCAGCAACCACUCUGUACUUCCUCCUCUUCUCCUUGUCGUAACCACCAUCAUUCUCGGUUAUUGUCGUCAUCUAUCAAGAAAACUUGUAGAAGCAACGAUAGCAGUAAGCAACAACAACAACAACCAUUUUCCCCACUUGUAGGCUGUGAUGGUUAUCAUAUAAUAUCUAAUCUAAGCUCUAGUAAUAUUAAUAAUGGUAACUUUGACCACCCAGGCCAAGCCGAUCAUAGUAAUAUUUGUAAUGCUAUUGGUAGUAAUAAGUUUUGCGAAAUGCCAAACAACAGCGCCGCCAUGCGUGAUGAAAACGCAUCGAGGACUUUAUCUCUGAGCUCGAUCUGUUUGCAUUCUGGCAGCGGUGGAUUUUACGGCGGAGGCUCUGCUAACAACAUAACAACUAGCAGAGUCAGCAGCAGUGUGGGCACCUUGGCUAGAGGACGACACUUCAGUCUGCAAGCGGCAUCCAGUAGCUUGCUGGAAAAUUACGUAAACGGUUCGAACUCACCAUUGCGCAACCUAUACUGCCAGUGCAAGCAUCACACCGCAGAAUGACACAUCAACAGAGUUGAUGACUAUUGAACAGGACAAACUUUUCGCGCAAAAUGGAUAGGAUAAAUUGGAUGACGAUCAAGCAAACCAUUUGUCAUGACAAUUGUCAUGCGUAAAUGCGAAAACAGAAUAGAAACAUACGGUAUGAGGCAUGAUGUCGACGCCAACCUCUCUCAGUUUCUAUUCUGUUUUCGCAUUUUCGCAUGACAAUUGUCAUGACAAAUGGUUUGCUUGAUGACGAUGGACGGUAUGAAAUUGUUUCGAUUUGUUCGAAGAUUUUUUUCUCACACGUUUCAGGUUUUAUUUUAUCCAGAAAACAAAUAGUUUUAGCUUGUUGGUAGAUAACAAUGAAGAUUUUUAUAAGAUUUGCAUACACAAAGUAUUUAAUGUAGAACAACUCCGACCGUAUUAUGUGUAGGUCUGACGAAUUUUUGACAUGCGAUCGGUUCACACCUCCGGAAUCGUGAAAAUCACACACAGGAAUCGAUUACAUUCAGGAUUAUUGGAUAAGAGAGAAUAAAUUGAAAGCAAAAGUAACUUUUUGCGUUUCCUCCGAAAA